AGUCUGUGCAACAAAAUCACAAAUACAAAUUACACAAGUAUGUGAAAGAAAUUAAUGUUAAAUUCCUUUAAUUGGGAUUUUUAUGUUGUAUAAAUAUUACAUUUUAAUUUUGACUUUCAUUAGCGUAAUUUAAUCAUAGUCGAAGCAAAGAGAGAAAUGUGAUUUAGUCCACAAUGAAAAUAAUUACCUGAACCUGACUAAUAUUGGUAUUUCUUCAUAUUACACUUAUUUUCAAAAUGAACCCUGCAGCCUGUCGUAUGAUUGGUAAAAACCUACACCUAAAUUUCUAUAUUAAAAUCUUAGGUAGAAGGGUUAACUAUAGUACAAUAGACGCUAUCGACACAUUCUCCUAUCUGACCAGACACCUCAAUAAAAGUGAUAAUAUAAUACCUAGACUUCCACAAAACCUGCAUAAUGAUUUCUCUAAUAAUGAUGGACACGUAAGAACUUUUAAAACUGAUAUCUCUAAAUUGUCUGGCAUUGAGUUAGACAACAUUCUAUUAGAACUAGAACAUCAAAACAAAGAUAGAGAAGUAAUAAAAUUUAUCAAGGAAUGUUUGGAAUAUAAAAUAACUAUUGGAAAAGAUGUGAUUAAGAAACUAUUUAAAAUAUACAGCUCCAGAGCUAAAAUAGAACAUGUGGAACUGUUACAAAAGUACUGUUCUAGGAUCACACCUGUUUUGUAUAAGAAAAAUGGUGAAUUUGUCCAUUAUGUCGCAAAAGCUCAAUGUAUGAAAGGUAAUUCUGAUAAAGGACUAUCUAUUUUACUUGAUGCUUAUAAAAAGAAUGUACAUCUAAGAGGAUAUUACAGGAUAAUUUUAAAAGAACUAAUUCAGGACUCUGUUAUGAAUAGAUCAGAGGCGUCCCUUGUCAUUUUUAAAAGAUAUGUAUUAGAAUUUAGUUACAAAUGGCAAGAUAAUUUUCCAUUGAUCUGUCUUUGGCACAUUUGCUGGAAGAGUGAUUGGUUCUCUGAUCAAAUGUUAGCUGAUGAAUUGUUGGAGACAUCUAAAAGUCUCCAAAGUAUUUUAGCAGACAUGUCACCUACUCUUUGUCAUAGUAUUUUAAAAGAAUACAAUGAAGACGCAGUUACAAGACUCAUGCAGUCACUAUUGAAGUACAAAAUGAUGGAUCAAUAUGCUAAUGUAAUACAAAUUCUAUUUAACUUUAAAUUAAGACACAAAGAUGUAAGAGGCUGCACAGAGAUUCUUCGGAAUUGUGAGGUGCUUGGAAUUUCUAUACCAUCAUACCAGCAGAGCCAGUUCAUCAAACUAAUGAUUGGAAAGGAAGGUGAUAAGGCAAUUCCUACUAAGGUUGAGGACUUCAAAUUUAAAUUUUAGUUUGCAGUUGCUCAAAAAGUCUUUAAAGUUUGCUCGCUACACAAGAGCGACAUUGAGUAUUGUGAUUAUAUAACCAUAUAGAAGUAUUAAGUUUGUGCUCCACUCAUAUCUACAUUGUAGUAUAAUAAGUAUUAUGUCAAAUUUCAAAGACAAUAUAAUUAUAGAGCAUUAAUUAUGUUUAUGAGUAAUACUUUAUAUAAUUUUUACAAUACCAGCAAAUGUGACAUGAUAAAAGCAUAUAUUUAUUAUUAAAAUCUUUAUAUAUAAAGAAAUCAAACAUUCUAUAUUCAUAUUUUUAAUAACACCGAUAAGGACUGGAAAUUGUUAUUUGUAAUAUAGUUAAAUCGUCAUGUAUAGUUUUACCUCCUCAGAAUUGUAUAGUGUAAGAUUUAAUAGUAACUCUGUAAAUAAAGAAGUUUUAAAAUGUUUUGUACAUGUUUGUAUAGUAUAGAUAAUAAAUUGGAUA
Pieris rapae (cabbage white) is the source of this 1803-nucleotide messenger RNA. RefSeq lists its product as uncharacterized. The transcript has 3 exons. The coding region runs from base 237 to 1337 and encodes 366 amino acids. The record is from RefSeq and is a predicted model, not a curated record. Lineage: Eukaryota; Metazoa; Arthropoda; Insecta; Lepidoptera; Pieridae.